UAAUAAAACGAGACUCCAGCGCGCCUGUUUUUGGAACCCCCGAUGUUGUUUUGGCGCGAAGUCCCCAUCUCCUUCUCAGCUCCCAGAGUACUGCGCCCUCUACAGGCUCUACUCUCGGUAGACGCUUGCGGCUGAUGCCUUGGAAGUCGGAAGAACCGCCUGUUCGACGAUGACGAGCUUAUUAGGGUUUCGCCGUCCUCAAUUCUCAGAGGAGGUAGCGUGGCUUCCUGCUUGGCUUCAGCAACACGACGAUGGUGAACCAACGGAUUAUGAGCAGCACAUCAUUGGACUCGGAGGAGGAGGAGAAACUACUCUCGAGCUCGAGAGGGGGUUUACGACUGGAAAUACCGCGGAUCUGUCUUCAAGAGAUGAAGGUAGAUAUAAGAGUUGCCACUUGUUCUUAUCAGGGGAAGACAAUUCACCUGCUAGUUUUGCUCCAUCUUCUGGAAAUCAGGUGGUGAACUUUCAUCUUCAUUUAUCUGCGGAUGGUACCUCACAAAAUACACCAAGUUCACCUUUGGACACAUCUCAGGCAGGUAGGAUAGCCUCACAUAAUUAUUUAACUGUGCAGCAAACUGAUGUGUCAGCUUGUCAAGAAGUUAUGGACUAUCAAUUCACAAUGGGUUAUAAUGUUGGUGGGAAACAUUUUCCACCUUUCACGUCCCAGCAGGAAACACUUGACCAUAUUUGUCCUCAAUCUGUCUCAAAGGACAAAGAUGCCAAGACGAAUUGUGAAGAAGAUGAUGGAUAUCACAUGGUUUGUGACAUCAAUAAUGCUGUUGAACUCUCAAUUGCAGCAUCUGAAGCUCUUGUCAUAAAUGACAUGCUAAAGAGUCCAUCAUCUACAGAAUCUUUGGCAGCUGCAGCUGUACUUGAAGUUGCUCUUCGGGUGAAGCAAGCACGCUUGCAGUGUUUGAAAGACUGCUUCCACUUCUCCACAGAGGAUAUGGAUGAAACAGAUUUGCUAUCUGGUGAUGAUUUGCAUAUGGCUGAUGCAUAUGGAGAUGCGGGCUUGACUAUUAGUAAUGUUGAUGAUCGGCAUGCUUGUGCCUCUGUCACAUCUCAAGUAAAAGAUACACCUAGUUCACAAAAUCAUAAUGGAGGUGAUGACAAGUACAAACAUGAAUGCCAUGGGCCUCCAAAUGUUGUUUGUGAUGAUAUUCCAGGAAAACAACAGUCAACAUAUUUCUUGGACAUGGAAAAAGGAGAGCAAGACUUGCCAGUAGAAGAUACUGAUUUUGGCAGGCAAAGGAAAUGGGUAGAUGAUCUAACUUCUGAUUCAGACGCCUCCGUUGUGGCAUCUCACUGUGACUCCUUACUGCAUGAUCCAUUUCUGGCAAAUUCUUAUGUUCCAGCAACAACAGAGGGAGUGGACUUUGCCAUCGAGAACAUGACUUCAUUUCCGUCUCAAGCAAAAUCCAAUAGUUCUCAGCAGGCGUGGAAUUAUGUGAAUAAUGAGACAGAUGAUAAACUAACACCUGUAGGCCCCGACAGGUUUCAGAGCCGUUGGUUAGGUGGUUGGGUGUGGAAGAAGGAAAUAAAUGCUUCUGUGCAUGUGGAACAUGAAAAUGCUAAGACGGUUUCUAGAUUUUUGGUUGGUGAGACAAGCUAUCUCUCGGAAUCCGCUGAUAUUGCUCCAGAUGAAAACUCAUUCAUGCAGAAACAGGAUAAAGGGUUUCGCGUGGAUUCACAAGCAAGCAUACCUUUCGCAGGUUUACAUUGCAGACCUGAUGAGAGUACAUUGUUUUCUCUGGAUGUCGUGAGGUCCCCUAGUUUAUCUGCUGUGGAUCCUCUUUGUUCUGUUGUUCCAUGCAGUAUUUCUUCAGAAAAUGCAUGUUCUACUCUUGCUGAUAAACCAAAUCAUGACCUAGAUGCUGAAGACUGCUACAGGCCUGAGUCAGAAUAUUGCAUUGUUAAUUUUCAGAGAACCUCAGGUCUGAACCCAGAAUGUGUAGGUGAGGAACGGGAAAUUGUCUCAGUAGUUAAUGGUGAAGAUUCUCAGCCCACUAUUCGCAGGCAGUUGAACUCACUUAGAAGUUAUAGCAUGCUAUUGCCUCACUGUGGUGCCUUUGUCGAGAAUGAUAAUACUUAUCGUAAUCGCUCAUUCCCGUCAGAAUGCAUUUCGGGGUUUCUUUCUGCUGAGCACAAUAUGGGCUGCAAGAGGGAUUCAACAGGACUACCAUCUUUGAAAUCCAUGCAAAAAUGUAGUACUGCUAGACAGAUUGAGGAAAAUCCUGAACCUUUGGUUGUACAGAAUUUAGUCACAGAUUCUAUGAAUCAGGACAGAAACUGUCAUGAAACUGCAAAUAAUGGGACUGGGUUGCAGGUUCACAUGGAGAAAUUUAGAUGCUCACCUCUUAUUUUGAACCGAGGUAGGCGUAGCCGUUUUCAGGCUUCUAAGAAAUUUGCAUGUGAUAUCAGUGGGGCAGAAAAUCAAAAGUCAGUGGAACGGAAGGGUGAUGUUGGGCAACAUGGGAAGAACCUUCAAGAAGUGGAGUUUAAGUGCAAAGUUGCUUGUGAUACUGAGGUUCCACCAGGAAAACGAGUUCGUUUCUCAUCUACUGAAAUUCAACUUCUGCCGAAGAACAAUCUCCAAACGCUGAAACUGUCAAACAGAGGUUCAGUUACAAGAGCUGGUAAAAGGUUGAGAUAUUCCAAGCCAAAGUGUGUGUCUAUAGCUCCAGAACUCAAAAGGCAUCAAACAAAUUGUCUUGCCAAGCUUGCUAAGGGACUGAUAUUCAGAGAUAUUGAAUUCUUGCUUACAGGUUUUUCUAUUCAGAAGGAAAAAGAAUUGGAGGGAAUAAUUAGAAAAUAUGGUGGUAUAGUUCUCCGUGACAUUCCAUCUCCUCCAAAUUCAAGGGGCAAGAGAAUCUCAAGAUUUAAAUUCCAGCAGCUUCCCAUAGUUCUAUGUUUCAGAAAGCAGCUAGAAACAACCAAGUUCUUGUAUGGCUGUGCAGUGAAUGCCUACAUACUCAACAUUAGUUGGCUUACUGAUUCCAUAGCAGCUGGUUCUGCCUUACCUCCCGAUAAAUAUAUGGUUAUAGCUAAUCAUUUUGGCGAAAAGUACACGAGACUACGACGGCCAGUGUGCUGCAGUAACCAUAAUAGUAUCUUUGACAGAGUAGGCGUCAUGCUUCAGGGUAAGCACAGUUUCUGCACCAGACUAGCAAAAGUUGUCCAGCAUGGUGGUGGCCUGGUCUUUAAAACCCUUCAGUGGUUGGUCCAGAAUCUUGAUGCCAGCAAAAUUUCUGUCGGGGCUAUCGUCACUGAGGAUGAGAACAGGGCUUCGCGUCACCUGAAGUAUUGUGCUUCAGAGAGGAAGAUACCCAUGAUGCCUGCUAGCUGGAUUAUAAAUAGCUUACAUGCUGGGAAGCUUCUUCCUUUCUUGGAGAACAAGUAUUACUCUCCUCUGCCCACCAUCAACAUUUUAGAUUUUCCAUCCUCAUCGGCAUUGAGUGAAGAAAUAUGAAAUGCCUUCUCGCUGCUGCUGCUGCUGCUGUGGCUUAUGGUGCAUUCAAAGAACUAUUGGCACUUGUACAAUGGUAUGGUUUUCUUUUUCAUUUAGCGAAAAAACCAUAUAAGGAGACAUUUCAAAGGUAAUAUGCUUUUGUACUGUAUUUGAGAGAGUCCGGGGAUGUCCCCCAACUGUAUGAGUGUGAUGUGCGUGUUCGAGAGAUUAGUGAUUUGUAUUUUCUUAAUUUUAUAAAUGAAGAGUGUUUGAAAUUGUGUGAAA
This is a messenger RNA of Rhododendron vialii, 3733 nucleotides long. RefSeq lists its product as uncharacterized. The record is from RefSeq and is a predicted model, not a curated record. Gene Ontology annotation, biological process: positive regulation of transcription by RNA polymerase II; DNA damage checkpoint signaling. Lineage: Eukaryota; Viridiplantae; Streptophyta; Magnoliopsida; Ericales; Ericaceae. The transcript has 12 exons. Bases 170 to 3469 code for a protein of 1099 amino acids. Gene Ontology annotation, molecular function: histone binding. Gene Ontology annotation, cellular component: nucleus.